This is a messenger RNA of Trichoplax adhaerens, 840 nucleotides long. RefSeq lists its product as uncharacterized. Gene Ontology annotation, molecular function: protein binding. Bases 1 to 840 code for a protein of 279 amino acids. The transcript has 2 exons. NCBI's taxonomy places the organism in Eukaryota, Metazoa, Placozoa, Uniplacotomia, Trichoplacea, Trichoplacidae. The record is from RefSeq and is a predicted model, not a curated record.
AUGGACGAUCAAAGUAUCAAAUCGACUACCCUUGACGAAAUUAAAUCUGUAUACGAAACGGGCGUAAAAUUUGCUAAGAAAAGCUAUUAUGAACGCACAUUAUUUUAUUAUCAACAAGCUGCAACUCAAAUCCAAUCGAUACAAGAGAGCAGCGAGAGUCGUCUUUAUCUUGAAUAUGAUCUUUAUCUCGACAUGGCUAACUGUUAUCUAAAAGAAAAUGAAUUGAUGAAAGCUAGUCUUCGGAGAGAAAUAGCUGACAUAUUAAAACAACUUGGUGAUGAUCAUCUCGAAAUUGCUACAUUAUAUGGCAACAUCGGACUUGUUUAUAGUAAGCAAGGCAAGUAUGAUGAGGCCCUAUCUAUGUAUAACAAAUCACUCAAAAUUAAAUUAGCCCAUCUUGGCAAUAAUCAUCCAAGUAUUGCAACAGUAUACAAUGGAAUUGGGCUAGUUUAUUAUUAUCUAGGCAAAUAUGAUGACGCACUAUCAGUAUACAAGGAAUCGCUGAAAGUUGAACAAGCGCAACUUGGUGAUAAUCAUCCAAGAAUUGCUACAACAUGUAACAUUGGACUUACAUAUUAUAAGCUAGACAACUUCAACGAUGCACUAUCCAUGUAUAAGAAAUCUGUUCGAAUUCGCUUAGCAACACUAGGCGAAAAUCAUCCUGAUACGGCACUUUCCUUUCGAAAUCAAGCUCAAGUCAACUAUCAGCAAUCUAAUUAUCGUCAAGCAAUCUCGUUCUAUCAAAAGUCCAUCAAUAGCCUUCGCCAUCUCUAUGGAGAAAAUCACCCUCAAAUUGUCAAAGAUGAAAAACAAAUUGUUCAAUGUCACCAUCAACUAUAA